AUGAUAUGCCCCAACUACCGUGGAGACUGGUUAACCAAGUCCAAGGACCUCCAACUCCAGAAAAAAUGUACCAAACCCGAGACACAGCUUCCUACAACCUUGAACCCAACAACACAGUAUUCAGCAACACAGUAUCCCGAGACACAGCAUCUUACAACUUGGUACCCUGCAACACAGUAUACCGGAACACAGCAUCCUACAACUUGGUACCUAACAACACAGUAUCCUGCAACACAGUAUACCGGAACACAGCAUCCUACAACUUGGUACCCAACAACACAGUAUACCGAGACAUACCAUCCUACAACUUGGUACCCAACAACACAGUAUACCGGAACACAGCAUCCUACAACUUGGUACCCUGCAACACAGUAUACCGGAACACAGCAUCCUACAACUUGGUACACAACAACACAGUGUCCUGCAACACAGUAUACCGAGACACACCAUCCUACAACUUGGUACACAACAACACAGUAUCCUGCAACACAGUAUCCUAAGACACGCUAUCCUACGACGCAGCAUUCUACAACAUAA
Molecule: messenger RNA, 537 nt
Organism: Lottia gigantea (owl limpet)
Lineage: Eukaryota; Metazoa; Mollusca; Gastropoda; Lottiidae
Exons: 2
Coding region: 1-537 (178 amino acids)
Source: RefSeq, a predicted model, not a curated record